CUGUAAUGCGUCUUGAAUUCUAGGAGGCUGUUGUUCAGUGGCAGCCCGCUGGUUUCCGUGGCAACGGAAAAGCGCGGGAAUUACAGAUAAAUUUAAACUGCGACUGCGCGGCGUGAGCUCGCUGAGACUCUGAAUGGUGGACGGGGCGUGAGGUUUCUCAGAUAACUGGGCCCCUGGUCCCAAGAGGUCCUGACGCCUGUACGCUCUGCUCUGGGUAAAGUUUAUUGGAACAGAAAGAAAUGGAUUUAUCUGCUGUUCAUGUUGAAGAAGUACAAAAUGUCCUUAAUGCUAUGCAGAAAAUCUUAGAGUGUCCAAUCUGUCUGGAGUUGAUCAAGGAACCUGUCUCCACAAAGUGUGACCACAUAUUUUGCAAAUUUUGCAUGCUGAAACUUCUUAACCAGAAGAAAGGGCCUUCACAGUGUCCUUUGUGUAAGAAUGAUAUAACCAAAAGAAGCCUACAGGAAAGUACAAGAUUUAGUCAACUUGUUGAAGAACUAUUGAAAAUCAUUCACGCUUUUGAGCUUGACACGGGUUUGCAGUUUGCAAACAGUUAUAAUUUUGCCAAAAAGGAAAAUAACUCUCCUGAACAUCUAAAAGAUGAAUUUUCUAUCAUCCAAAGUAUGGGCUACAGAAAUCGUGCCAAAAGACUUCGACAGAGUGAACCCCAAAAUCCUACCUUGCAGGAAACCAAUCUCAGUGUCCAGCUCUCUAACCCUGGAAUUGUGAGAUCUCUGAGGACAAAGCAGUGGAUACAACCUCAAAAUAAGUCUGUCUACAUUGACUUGGGAUCUGAUUCUUCUGAAGAUACAAUUAAUAAGAAAACUUACUGCAGUGUGGGAGAUCAAGAAUUGUUACAAAUCACCCCUCAAGGAACCAGGGAUGAAACCAGUUUGGAUUCUGCAAAAAAGGCUCCUUGUGAGUUUUCUGAGAAGGAUAUAACAAAUACUGAACAUCAUCAAUCCAGUAGUAACAAUUUGAACACCACUGAGAAGCAUGCAACUGAGAGGCAUCCAGAAAAGUAUCAGAGUAGUUCUGUUUCAAACUUGCAUGUGGAGCCAUGUGGCACAAAUACUCAUGCCAGCUCAUUAUGGCAUGAGAACAGCAGUUUAUUACUCACUAAAGACAGACUGAAUGUAGAAAAGGCUGAAUUCUGUAAUAAAAGCAAACAGCCUGGCUUAGCAAGGAGCCAACAUAACAGAUGGGCUGAAAGUGAGGAAACGUGUAAUGAUAGGCAGACUCCCAGCACAGAGAAAAAGGUAGAUCUGGAUGCUGAUCCCCUGCAUGGGAGAAAAGAAUGGAAUGAGCAGAAACCUCCAUGCUCUGAGAAGCCUAGAGAUGAUACUGAAGAUGUUGCUUGGUUAACACUAAAUAGCAGCAUUCAGAAAGUUAAUGAGUGGUUUUCCAGAAGUGAUGAACUGUUAACUUCUGAUGACUCACAUGACGAGGGGUCUGAAUCAAAUGCCAAAGUAGCUGAAGCAUUGGAAGUUCUAAAUGAAGUAGAUGGAUAUUCUAGUUCUUCAGAAAAAAUAGACUUACUGGCCAGUGAUCCUCAUGAUGCUUUAAUAUGUAAAAGUGAAAGAGUUCAUUGCAAAUCAGUAGAGAGUAGUAUUGAAGAUAAAAUAUUUGGGAAAACCUAUCGGAGGAAGGCAAGCCUCCCGAAUUUGAGCCAUGUAACUGAAAAUCUAAUUAUAGGAGCAUUUGUUACUGAACCACAGAUAACACAAGAGCAUCCUCUCACAAAUAAAUUAAAGCGUAAAAGGAGAGUUACAUCAGGACUUCAUCCUGAGGAUUUUAUCAAGAAAGCAGAUUUGGCAGUUCAAAAGACUCCUGAAAAGAUAAAUCAGGGAACUAACCAAAUGGAGCGGAAUGAUCAAGUGAUGAAUAUUACUAACAGUGGCCAUGAGAAUAAAACAAAAGGUGAUUCUAUUCAGAAUGAGAACAAUCCUAACCCAGUAGAAUCACUGGAAAAAGAAUCUUUCAGAAGUAAAGCUGAACCUAUAAGCAGUAGUAUAAGCAAUAUGGAACUAGAAUUAAAUAUCCACAAUUCCAAAGCAUCUAAAAAGAAUAGGCUGAGGAGGAAGUCUUCUACCAGGCAUAUUCAUGAGCUUGAAUUAGUAGUCAGUAGAAAUCUAAGCCCACCUAAUUAUACUGAAGUACAAAUUGAUAGUUGUUCUAGCAGUGAAGAGCUAAAGAAAAAAAAUUACAACCAAAUGCCAGUCAGGCACAGCAGAAAGCUACAACUCAUGGAAGAUAAAGAACGUUCAACUGGAGCCAAAAAGAGUAGCAAGUCAAAUGAACAAAGUAAAAGACAUGCCAGUGAUACUUUCCCAGAACUGAGGUUAACAAACAUACCUGAUUCUUUUACUAACUGUUCAAAUACUAAUGAACUUAAAGAAUUUGUCAAUCCUAGCCUUCCAAGAGAAGAAAAAGAGAAACUAGAAACAGUUAAACUGUCUAAUGAUGCCAAAGACCCCAAUGAUCUCAUGUUAAGUGGAGAAAGUGUUUUGCAAAUUGAAAGAUCUGUAGAGAGUAGCAGUAUUUCAUUGGUACCUGGUACUGAUUAUGGCACUCAGGAAAGUAUCUCAUUACUGGAAGUUAGCACUCUAGGGAAGGCAAAAACAGAACCAAAUAAAUGUGUGAGUCAGUGUGCAGCAUUUGAAAACCCCAAGGAACUAAUUCAUGGUGGUUCUAAAGAUACUAGAAAUGGCACAGAAGGCUUUAAGUAUCCAUUGGGACCUGAAGUUAACUACAGUCAGGAAACAAGCAUAGAUAUGGAAGAAAGUGAACUUGAUACUCAAUAUUUGCAGAAUACAUUCAAGGUUUCAAAGCGCCAGUCAUUUGCUCUGUUUUCAAAUCCAGGAAAUCCAGAAAAGGAAUGUGCAACAUUCUCUGCCCACUCUGGACCCUUAAAGAAACAAAGUCCAAAGGUCACUCUUGAAUGUGAACAAAAGGAAGAAAAUCAAGGAGAGAAAGAGUCUAAUAGCGAGCCUGUAGAGACAGUUAACAUCACUGCAGGCUUUCCUAUGGUUUGUCAGAAAGAUAAGCCAGUUGAUUAUGCCAAAGGUAUUGAAGGAGGCUCUGGGCUUUGUCUAUCAUCUCAGUUCAGAGGCAAUGAAACUGGACUCAUUAUUCCAAAUAAACAUGGACUUUUACAAAACCCAUAUCAUAUACCACCACUUAUUCCCACCAGGUCAUUCGUUAAAACUAAAUAUAAGAAAAACCUGCUAGAGGAAAACUCUGAAGAACAUUCAAUGUCACCUGAAAGAGCAAUGGGAAACAAGAACAUCAUUCCAAGUACAGUGAGCACAAUUAGCCACAAUAACAGAGAAAAUGCUUUUAAAGAAACCAGCUCAAGCAGUAUUAAUGAAGUAGGUUCCAGUACUAAUGAAGUAGGCUCCAGUAUUAAUGAAGUAGGUUCCAGUGAUGAAAACAUUCAAGCAGAGAUAGGUAGAAACAGAAGGCCAAAAUUGAAUGCUAUGCUUAGAUUAGAGCUUUUGCAACCUGAGAUGUAUAAGCAAAGUCUUCCUAUAAGUAAUUGUAAACAUCCUGACACUAAAAAGCAAGAACAUGAAGUAGUUCAGACUGUUAAUACAGACCUCUCUCCAUGUCUGAUUUCAGAUAACGUAGAACAGCAUAUGGGAAGCAGUCAUACAUGUCAGGUUUGUUCUGAGACACCUGAGGACCUGUUAGAUGAUGGUGAAAUAAAGGAAGAUACUAGUUUUGCUGAAUAUGGCAUUAAGGAAACUUCUGCUGUUUUUAGCAAAAGUGUCCAGAGAGGAGAGCUCAGCAGGAGCCCUAGCCCUUUCACCCAUACGCAUUUGGCUCAGGUUUACCAAAGAGGGGCCAAGAAAUUAGAGUCCUCGGAAGAGAACUUAUCUAGUGAGGAAGAAGAGCUUCCCUGCUUCCAACACUUGUUAUUUGGUAAAGUAAGCAAUACACCUCAGUCUACCAGGCAUAGCACUGUUGCUAUUGAGUGCCUGUCUAAGAACACACAGGAGAAUUUAUUAUCAUUGAAGAGUAGCUUAAAUGACUGCAGUAACCAGGUAAUAUUGGCAAAGGCAUCCCAGGAACAUCACCUUAGUGAGGAAACAAAAUGUUCUGGUAGCUUGUUUUCUUCACAGUGCAGUGAACUGGAAGACUUGACUACAAAUACAAACACCCAGGAUCCUUUCUUGAUUGAUUCUUCCAAACAAAAGAGGCAUCAGUCUGAAAGCCAGGGAGUUGGUCUGAGUGACAAGGAAUUGGAUUCAGAUGAUGAAGAAAGGGGAAUAGACUUGGAAGAAGAUAAUCAAGAAGAGCAAAGUAUGGAUUCGAACUUAGGUGAAGCAGCAUUUGGGUAUGAGAGUGAAACAAGCAUCACUGAAGACUGCUCAGGGCUAUCCUCUCAGAGUGAUAUUUUAACCACUCAGCAGAGGGAUACCAUGCAAGACAAUCUGAUAAAGCUCCAGCAGGAAAUGGCUGAACUAGAAGCUGUGUUAGAACAGCAUGGGAGCCAGCCUUCUCACAGCUCCCCUUCCGUCAUAACUGUCUCUUCUGCCCCUGAGGACCUUCAAAAUCCAGAACAAAGCACAUCAGAAAAAGCAGUAUUAACUUCACAGAAAAGUAGUGAAUAUCCUAUAAGCCAGAAUCCAGAAGGCCUUUCUGCUGACAAGUUUGAGGAGUCUUCAGAUAGUUCUACCAAUAAAAAUAAAGAACCAGGAGUGGAAAGGUCAUCCCCUUCUAAAUGCCAGUCAUUAGAUGAUAGGUGGUGCGUGCACAGUUGCUCUGGGAGUCUUCAGAAUGGAAACUCCCCAUCUCAAGAGGAGCUCAUUAAGGUUGAUGUGGAGGAGCAACAACUGGAUAAGUCUGGGCCCCAUGAUUUGAUGGAACCAUCUUACUUGCCAAGGCAAGAUCUAGAGGGAACCCCUUACCUAGAAUCUGGAAUCAGCCUCUUCUCUGAUGACCCUGAAUCUGAUCCUUCUGAAGACAGAGCCCCAGAAUCAUCCCAUGCUGGCAGCAUACCAUCUUCAACCUCUACAUUGAAAGUACCCCAGUUUCAAGUUGCAGAAUCUGCCAAGAGUCUAGCUGCUGCUCAUACUACUAAUACUGCUGGGUGUAAUGCAAUGGAAGAAAAUGUGAGCAGGCAGAAGCCAGAACUGGCAGCUUCAACAGAAAGGGUCAAUAAAAGAAAGUCCAUGGUGGUGUCAGGCUUGACCCCAGAAGAAUUAGUGCCCAUGUACAAGUUUGCCAGACAACACCACAUCACUUUGACUAAUCAAAUUACUGAAGAGACUACUCAUGUUGUUAUGAAAACAGAUGCUGAGUUUGUGUGUGAACGGACACUGAAAUACUUUCUGGGAAUUGCAGGAGGAAAAUGGGUAGUUAGCUAUUUCUGGGUGACCCAGUCUAUUAAAGAAAGAAAAAUGCUGAAUGAGCAUGAUUUUGAAGUCAGAGGAGAUGUGGUCAAUGGAAGAAACCACCAAGGUCCAAGACGAGCAAGAGAAUCCCAGGGCAGAAAGAUCUUCAGGGGCCUGGAAAUAUGUUGCUAUGGGCCGUUUACCAAUAUGCCCACAGAUCAACUGGAGUGGAUGGUGCAGCUGUGUGGGGCUUCUGUGGUGAAGGAGCUUUCAUCAUUCACCCUUGGCACAGGUAUCCACGCAGUUGUGGUUGUGCAGCCAGAUGCCUGGACAGAGGACAACGGCUUACAUGCAAUUGGGCAGAUGUGUGAGGCGCCUGUGGUGACUCGAGAGUGGGUGUUGGACAGUGUAGCACUCUACCAGUGCCAGGAGCUGGACACCUACCUGAUACCCCAGAUCCCCCACAGCCACUACUGAUUACAGCCAGCCACAGGGUCUCCCUGUGUCGCCUAGGCUGGAGUGCAGUGACAUGAUUUCAGCUCACUGCAAUCUCCGCCUCCCAGGUUCAAGCGAUUCUCCUGCUUCAGCCUCCCAAGUAGCUGGGAUUACAGGUACCCGCCAUUACGCCCGGCUGAUUUUUGUAUUUUUAGUACAGACAGGUUUUCAUGAUGUUAGUCAGGCUGGUCUCGAACUCCUGACCUCAGGUGAUCCGCCCACCUUGGCCUCCCAAAGUGCUGGGAUUACAGGCGUGAGCCACUGCACCCGGCUGCCUUUUCAAGAAUAGUGAGUGAAGCAAAGAUGACUAAAACACAUUAAAUUUUCUAUAAUUGUCUCUAAGGUCUUCCAACAAAUACACACAACAUUUGUUUCAAGCUCUACAUAACCUUUCCCAGAAGUCAAGUUCAGUCCCUGGCCUCAUGAUACCUGGCCCAGGUUAAGAGUCCUAUCUGAUGAUGGAGUUAAUCCACGUUCCUCUGACCUCUGACUGGGAUGUCCUCCCACUUUUCCACCCCACAAUCUCUAGCCUUCUCUGGGCACAGCAGCACUUGGGAACUAGUUCCUGCACUGCCUUUAUCUCAUUUUACAAAACAAACUUCUACAAAGAAGCUGGAAAGGAAGGAGGAGAAAGGUUUAUCAGGCAGGCACAGGGAGGGGGCCUAGAGAAGAGCUCUGGCAGAUUAUCUCCCUCCUAAAAAAUGCAACCAGAAUCAUCAAAAAAGUAUCGCCUUAAAAACAUGCAGGAGAAAAAGAAAGGAAUCCGUGUUGGGGUGGUCAGAGUGGAAGGAGCCAGCUGCCCAGAAUGUGUCCUCUGAAGGCUGUGAGGAGCAGAUAAGGUCAGCCCCAGAGGGAGACGGCACAGAGAGUGGCAGGAUGAGGGGGAGCUGCAAUCUACCCAAAGAAGCCCUGGAGAAUGGGGCCUGCUGCCCAGGGAAUGUGGGGGCUUACUUAUCAAAGACUACUGGAAAAUGGCUGAGCUAGCAGCCCCCUCCACCAUACUUCAGUGAGGCCAAGUUCCCUUGAACAGCUUGUAACUCUGCCUGUAACAAGGAGAAAAUUAAACAAAUCUGGCCAAAUAAAAAAUGAAGGAAAACUAGAAACAGCUCCUGUGUUGAGCAGGUAUUGGGGAGGUGUAGCAGGAGCUGAUCCUGAAUGUCUGGAGGAUCAGGAAAAUGUAAGCAGUUAUUUAAGGGACUGGAAAUCAAGAUCUGGAGCGACUUCUCCCCAACUCUGGUGGCUGGGGAAUAUGAACUCUGGAGACGUGGUUUCAAGGACCCAAACUGAUAUGACAACUUAACAUUACAGUUCAGUGCAGAGGUUCUCAAAGCUUGAUCUCCUGGUGGGAGUGUGAGGGGGCAACAGCAUCAUCUAGAAAUUUGUUAUUUAUGUAAAUUCCCAGACCCACUGAAUCCCAAACUUAAGUGGGGCUAGCAACCUAUGAUUCUGCAACAGGCUCAAGCUUGAGAACCAAUGGCUUAGUGUAAGGGGCUGCUAAUUGGUAGAAAAUGUUACCUGUGGUCUAUUUUGUAAGGGCUUGUUCAGGAUAAAUAAGGUUUGCAGGCUGGUAAGUGGUUCUUAGCUACAAGGUUGCAACAGCUGGCUUCAGUUAACUUCAAAAAGGCUCUUUAAGCAAAGGCUUUAGUCCCCCCACUUAUCCAUGGUUUCGAUUUCAGUUGCCUAUGGUCACCAUGGUCCAAAUAUAUUAAAAAGAAAGUUCCAGAAACAAACCAGUCAUAUGUUUUAAAUUGUCCACCAUUUUGAAUAUCGUUUGACUUGUUCUAUUUUACUAUUAGUUAUUGUUAAUCUCUUACUGUGCCUAAUUUAUGAAUUAAAUUUUAUCAUGGGUAUGUAUGUAUGGGGUAAAACAUAGUUAUAUAUAGGGUUUGGUACUAUCCGAGGUUUCAGGCAUCCAUUUGUGGUCUUGGAACAUGUCCCCCACAGAUAAGAGGGGACUGCUGAACAAUGCAAAGGACAAAGAUUAAAUUAUAUUAGCAAUCUAGGAGCAGAAGGGCCAGAUUGCUUUUUUAAAAAACAGCUAAAGGUUUAGGAGGUUUUAUUAAUAUUUAAAUUGUAUUGAAACCACAGCUGCAGCCUUUGACUCCAGCAUAGAGACAUGCAAAUAUGGCUUUCAAGAGAAAGGCAAUUUCAGACAGCCCUCAAGGUAAUAAGAACAAAUAAAACAAAUGAUUUUGUAAUUUAUCUUUAUUGACUGAUAGUGCGCAAGGCACAGACAGCUCAUACCCUGUGAGAGUCAGCAGUAGCCGAGCUCUGUGAGGAGAGAAGAGAAAGCCAGCCUGGAGGGAGAGAGGCAGGCAGACCCAGAGACUGGUGACAGGAAAGACGCAGCGAGGACAAAACAGAGCAGGCAGGUGGGAGGAGAAGACAACUAAAUUAAAAGAGAAGGAAAAUGAAAACCCAGCCCUGGGUCCUGUCGACUGAUCUUGCCAGCUCUCAGCAGCAACAACGGUCACCAUUAAUGACUAUUUGCCACACUCCUACCAAGUGCCAGGCAGUAUUCCCCACAUAGAAAUGAGGAAAAUGAAGUUUUGAGAGGUCAAGCCACUUACGAAAGGUCACACAACAAAAGGAAAGGGCAGAGCCCAGAUUCAAACAAAGAUUUGUGUGGGGCUAAAGCCUGGUGCUCUUUCCAGUGCAUUAUGCUGAGAACCAGUCCUGGGAGGUGGUGAGUAACAAGGUUAAUGAUUGAGGGGACACUUUGUGCCCAGUUCUGUUGUGUUGUGUAUGGGCAUUCAUGUGUCUAUGUGUGCAUGUAUGUGUGUAGCUGUGGAAAAGAGGGUGAAAAACUCCAUUUCUGGCCUUCAGAUUGGUUACUAUUCAAUGGUCGAGGCAAGAAAAGAAAGCCAGAGAAGGCCAGGCGAAGUGGCUCACACCUGUAAUCCCACCACCUUGGGAAGCCAAGGUGGGCGGAUCACCUGAGGUGAGGAGUUCAAGACCCGUCUGGCCAGCUGGUAAAACCCCAUCUCUACUACAAAUACAAAAAUUAGCUGGGCGUGGUGGUGCGUGCCUGUAGUCCCAGCUACUUGGGAGGCUGAGGCAGGAGAAUAGCUUGAACUCGGGAGGCGGAGGUUGCAGUGAGCUGAGACUAUGCCACUGGACUCCAGUUUGGGUGACAGAGUGGGACUCCAUCACAAAAAAACAAAAAGCCAAAGAAAAUUUGCAGAAUUCUGGUACAAAAUUCUUUUGGGGGACUGUGUGGUAGGGCCAGGCUCUGCCUGUUGCGAGAGACUUCUGGUGGAGGCAUCUCAACUGGGCCUUGGGUCUUGGGUAAGAUUCAGCCAGAUGAAAAGAAAACCUGAAGAUUCCACAGGCCCAGGUAAGAGCCUCCAGCUAGAAUUGAAGGAAGGAGCACCGAUUGAGAGUCCUGAAAGAAUAAAUAUUUCUGACCCUUUGUCCCCACCCAGUCUCUCCAGACCUUCCAUCCCAAGCCCAAACCCAACCUCUCCAAUUCCUUAUCUGCUUUUCUUUUCAGGCACCCUGCCCAUCAAAUUUGGUAACCCAUAAAUUUUGCUCAUACUCUUAUGUUCUGCUAGGCAAGUCCUGAUCUGCCAUCUCCAUAGGCCCUAAUCCUGCCCACUCACCCAGGUUUUCUAGGCCAGAAUCUCUCCCCAUGUUCUCUUCUGGAGAAUACUCCAGAAGUUUUGCUUUAUUUGUGACACUCUAUUCAGUUGAAGUUAAUUGUGUGCAUAUUUUAUCCUCUUUAUUUGACUAGAAGGUCUUUAUAAUCCCUUAUGACCAUAAUUAUUUUGUCUUUGGUAUAACCCAGCUCUGUAACUAGCAGAUACUUUAUUAGGCACCCAAUGAGUUUUUCCUAAACGAAUGAAGUAAAGGAUGAAUGAAUGGACUCAGUACAUUGAAGGGCUUAUCCAACUACUGGUUCCACUCUUAAGAACUUUGGAAAACUAGCCAUGUUCUGGAAUACUAAUUCUCUUCAAUGCCUUUCACCCCUUUUUCUAUGAUCCAGAUUGAUUCCAAAAACAAUAUAAGGGAUCUAAGUGUCCAAGAAUGACUCCUAAACCCACGCCUAAGGAUUGUCUCUUUGGUUCUCUUUUUUUUAAAUUUUUUUUCGAGACGGGGUUUUGCUCUUGUUGCACAGGCUGUAGUGCAAUGGCGCAAUCUUGGCUCACUGCAAUCUCCACCUCCUGGGUUCAAGCGAUUUUCCUGCCUCAGCCUCCCGAGUAGCUGAGAUUACAAGCACCUGCUACCAUACCUGGCUAAUUUUUUUAUUUUUAGUAGAGACAGGGUUUCACCAUGUUGGCCAGGCUCUUCUCGACCUCCUGACCUCAGGUGAUUCACCCACCUCAGCCUCCCAAAGUGCUAGGAUUACAGGAAUAAGCCACCACACCCAGCCUCUUUGAUUCUCUUUUGCCUAUCAUGAAGACUACUGUUUUGUAAUUAAUCAGACCAACAUCCACCCACACAGAAUAACAUUUUCCCCUUUCCAUCAGCGAGCUUUUCUCCAUGCUGGCCACUCAAGGCAGACAGAGAGACUGCUGCCGCCAUCACUAGGGAAAUAAUUAUGGUGUUCAUGAUGAUUUCUUUGCAAGUACAAAGCACUAGCCCAGCCAUUAUCUCUCCCACUUCACUAGGACAAAGAUUGCUAACCCCACUUUAUAGGUGCUAAAACAGGUCCAGAGCCUUGUCAAAGGUCACUCAGUGAGCUGGUGGCAGACCUGGAAAUAAGUAGCCCAGGACCCCCUAUUUAUUAGGCCACAGAUGGAAAUGCCUUCAUUAUGUUUUCUAGGAUAUGUCUAGAAAAGAGUCAACUACCUGGACUCCAGGUGAAUAGAGGUAAGCACAGGGGAAGAUAAGAGAAAGUGUUUGACUAUAGAGUUUUUUUCUCUGCAGUGCUGCAGCAGUUGGCACUGGUUAAUUCCAGAGGGUGUGUGUGUGUGUGUGUGUGUGUGUGUGUGCAAAAUCGCAUGUCCUAGAUGAGGGAAGAGAGGGUGAAUCCAAGGUAAUACAGACACAGGUAAGCAGAUGUUGCCAUCUUCUCUUGAAAGUCAUCUCAAACCAAAUGGUAGUGUAUAUGAGCAGGAGAAACUCAGGAGGUUCUUCCCAGCUGUUAGGCUAUAUGACUCUGGAAUAAGCUAGUACAAAUUAGGUAGAAAGUCUUCCCUUGAUAAACCCUGUUCCUGGAGCUUGGCGGAGGGAGGUCUUUCCUGGAGGUAAAGGGCUGUGGGGCUGUCUCAGGGCCUUCUGCAGCUGUGAAAAUGAGAAAGCUGCUAACAGAUCAUCUCCAAGCCCACAGAAGCUCUGAAAGCUAUGGAAACCAAGAUCUGUACAGAAGCCACUUCUGGUUUCUAAUGCUUGAGAAAGAUGAAAAAAAAAAAAUCUCCAUGGAACUUCAAGAAUGUUCUGAGGCCAGGCAUGGUGGUUUAUGCCUGUAAUCCCAGCACUUUGGGAGGCCAAGGUGGGCAGAUCAUGUAAGCUCAGGAGUUCAAGACCAGCCUGGUCAACAUGGUGAAACUGUCUCUACUAAAAAUACAAAAUUAGCUGGACAUAGUGGUGUGUACCUGUUAACCCCAGCUACUCAAGAGGCUGAGACAGGAGAAUCACUUUAAUCUGGGAGGCAGAGGUUGCAGUGAGCUGAGAUCGCACCAUUGCACUCCAGCCCUGGCAACAAGAGCAAAACUCUGUCUCAAAGAAAAAAAAAAAAAUAGAAUGUUCUAUGAUGUGGCCAUAGGUCUGUGCUGGCUAGGGCAGUGAUGUCCCCUUCCCACCAAAGCCCAAGCCUUCUAGCACCAUCCUAAAGCGUGGGGAUCACCUCUUCACCUCAGGCCAGCUCUGGGCUGUUCCCAGCCUAUACACUAGCCUCCAUUAGUCUUCAACUCCGCUGAGGCCUCAGCAGCUUCCCAGUCCCACUGACGGCUGUGGGGCAUAGAAUGAGCAGGGGGCAUAAAACCUGAGUCCAGAGAGGUAGUGGUUGCACAACAUUGUGAAUGCACUAAAUGCCCCUGAACUGUACACUUUAAACUGGCUAAUUGUGUGUUAUGUGAAUUUCAGUCCAUUUAAAAAAAAAAAGGAGCCACCUAUGAGGGUGGGGAGAGGAGCCAGGCCAUGAGGAUUGGAACUCCUUACAGGGAGUGGCAGUGAACAAUGGGGAGGCCAGUCUGGGCCUCCCCAUUCCUCCUCCAGGACCAGAUGGGAACUGGGGCUAGGAAGAAAGGCCCAACUGGGGUGGCGCCACGCCGGGCUUUGGGCAGAAGAGAAGCACUCAGUGAAUGUGAGGAGGCUGCAGCCGUCAGCUCAUUUGCAUCAUAAGUGAUUGGUUUUCCCUGCUCGUCCCUCAUUAGGACACAAUGGACAGUUGUUUGCUGGCGCAGCAGAUCCAUUUACCAAGGCAGAGAGAAGACAGAGCACAAGUGACCAAUGGGUAAUAGUGUCGAAGGGUGGGCAGCCGCCUCCCCUCCCCUGUGCUCCCAGGCCACUGGGACUCUUGUUCUCACACAAUGAGAAGGGACCUUAGAAAAUCACCCCUUCACUUCACAGAAGCAGAGACUGAGGUGCUGAGAGGGGGUGAGACUUGCUGUGGGCAACAGGGAGAACAUGGUAAAACGAAGCGUUUUAGACUAACCUCUGGAUCCUUUUUCUUCUGAGACAAGGACUGGCUCUGUCACCCAGGUUGGAGUAGUACAGUGGCACAAUCUCAGCUCACUGCAACCUCUCCCAGGCUCAAGUGAUCCUCCCACCUCAGCCUUCUGUGGGCCACCACACCUGGUUAAUUUUUUGUAGAGACAAGGUCUCACUGUGUUGCCCAUGUUGGUCUCGAACUUGUGGGCUCAAGUGAUCUUCCAGCCUUGGCCUCCCAAAGUGCUAGUAUUACAGGUGUGAGCCACAGCACUGGUUCUCUUUUUUUUUUUUUUUUUUUUUUUUUGAGAUAGGGUUCUACUCUGUCACCCAGGCUGGAGUGCAGUGGUGUGAUCACUGCUCACUACAGCCUCGAACUCCUGGUUCAAGUGAUCCUCCCACCUCAGCCUCCUGAGUAACUAGGACUAUAAGCACAUGCCACCAUACUUAGCCAAUUUUUAUUUCUUUUCUUUUUUUUUUUUGAGAUGGAGUUUCGCUCUUGUUACCCAGGCUGGAAUGCAAUGGCGUGAUCUCGGCUCACCGCAACCUCCGCCUCCUGGGUUCAGGCAAUUCUUCCGCCUCAGCCUCCUGAGUAGCUGGGAUUACAGGCACGUGCCACUGUGCCCAGCUAAUUUUUUGUGUUUUUAGUAGAGAUGGGGUAUCACCAUGUUGACCAGGAUGGUCUCGAUCUCUUGACCUCAUGAUCCACCCGCCUCGGCCUCCCAAAGUGCUGGGAUUACAGGCAUGAGCCACUGCACCCAGCCUCUUUUUUCUAUUUAAAUUAUUUUGUAGAGACGGGGUUUUACCAUGUUGGUCAGGUUGGUCUCGAACUCCUGACCUUGUGGUCCACCCGCCUUGGCCUCUCAAAGUGCUGAGAUUAUAGGCGCCCAGCAUUCUUUUUGUUUGUUUGUUUGAGAUGGAGUUUCACUCUUGUUGCCCAGGCUAGAGUGCAAUUGCGAGAUCUCAGAUCACAUGGCAACCUGCACCUAACUCUACCUCCCAGGUUUAAGCUAUUCUCUUGCCUCAUCCUCCCUAGUAGCUGGAAUUACAGGCAUGUGCGCCACCACGUCAGCUAAUUUUGUAUUUUUAGUAGAGACGGGGUUUCUCUAUGUUGGUCAGGCUGGUCUAAAACUCCCAACCUGAGGUGAUCUGCCCGCCUCAGCCUCCCAAAGUGCUGGGAUUACAGGCUUGAGCCACCGCACCAGCCUCUUUUUUAUUUUUGUCUAUAAACGGUGUCUCCCUAUGUUGCCCAGGCUGGUCUCAAACUCCUGAGUUCAAGUGAUUCUCCCACCUCAGCCUCCAGAGUAGCUGAGAUUACAGGUAUGAGCCCGCACCGGACCUGGAUUCUAAACUGUCUUUGGAAGGCUUACUUUGGUCCCCACAAUACCUUUUCCAUGCCCCGAUUCCCAUGUUUGUGUGGUCUCUCUCCUGUCCCAGGGCCUUUGUUUCCAUCAUUCUGUCUCCUGUGUCUAUUUCUUUUUCUCUGUUUCUGUUCCCCUCUAUCUUUUCCUCUUGGUUUCCAGGCAGCUAGUAUAAUUACUAGACUUGUAAUUAAUCCCUGCCCUAACAAAGAUGGAUCUGGCAGGAGAGGCAGCAAUUUAGUAAGUGUCUUGGUUUGUUUUGGGGAUAGGUGGGGAGAGAAAAAUAUGUGUUGGGGCCUAUUAUAAACCAGGCACUAAGACACAUGACACAUUUCAUCCUUUCAAUCUUACAAGGUAGGUGAGGCUCAGAGAGGUUAAGUAACUUGUGCCAAGGGCACCCAGCUAGCAAAUUGGAAUUUCCUGACUCUGAAACCUCUGUUCUUCCAUCUCACACCCUGGUCUAACACAAGGUAAGGGGCUGGUUGAUUCCAGACUCAAGUGAGGCACAGCGUUGCUGAAGGAGGCCACUGUUUUGUUGCUCUCCUCUAGACAGUGGCUGCCUCCCCCCAGAACCCCCUCCUCUUCUGGGCCCCUUCUGCAGGUGUCGAAAUCUCACAAAUGCAAGCUUUCACCUCUGGGGAGAUGGGAAGGCAGUGAUCAAGAAAGAAACCUGACAAACCCAGACCAACCAUGGGGGUCUCCCUCCUGGUAACACCCCUCCCGGUGGUUCCCCGUCUGCCCCUCCCCUUUGUGGGUCAAGCCUGCCAGCGUCCGUGUUUGUUUCAUUGUGCUGUGGGGGAAGGGGAGAGUCAGGGGUGAGUGGGUGUCUGUGUGCAUGAACAUAAGGCCUCUGGGUUCAUUCUGACACUGAAUGAAAAUCUCACCAAUUAUUCGUCCAAUCUCAUUAAUAUGCAGACAGACAUCUGUUAUUUAGAAGUCACCAACAAAGGCAUUUUCUUGUGGGGAGGGGCACUAGUGUACAUGGCUCUCUUGUCUCGGCUGCUGGAGAGUAGCUGCUCCGGACCUGGAGCCUCCCCUCUCUCUGACCCUCACUCGCAGCCUUGAGGAGAGCAAGUAAAGGACUGACCAGAGGAGAGCAAGUAAGUGAUUGACCAGAGAUGGGUGGAGAUCCAGCAACCCAGCUGGAAGGAAGGACACUGGAGAGGAGCCCCCUUGUGUAGAAGAAACUAAGAACAAAACGCUAAACCCUUUCCUGGGGAAGAGAAUGCGGAUUGGGGGAGAGAGCUGUGGCAGGAUUGCCUGACCCACUGGGAAUCUCAGGGACAUGACCUUUCCCCCGCACCUUCCCAGCCUGCGAGACGAGUCUGAGUGCAUCUGAAGCAGGGAGAGGGUCACUAUGGCAACAUGAAGUCCUCACCCAGAGACUGCAGAAAAAGUAAUGAGAGGAGUUCAGAAAAAUGGAGACCAAGGGACCUCAGUCUUUGGAGGAGUCACUAAAGGCCCUCAGGCCCCAGGAUAGGUGUGGGAACAAGUCAUAACCACCUCCUGUUUCCUGUCUUCUGUCUUUCUCCAGCCUUCCAGUCCCAGCACAAAAUACCCCUCCAAGAAGCCUUUCCUGAUUCCCUCAGGCCCGGCUUACAAGCACUUAAGCCUUGGUGUGGUAGUUGUAAAGAACAAAGAUUGGCAUCAGCUCAGCAACACAAUGAGGUAGAUGUGGUGAUCAGAUCAGCCCCCCCCCUCCUUUUUUUUUUCCUGAGACGGAGUCUUGCUCCUUCACCCAGGCUGUAGUGCAGUGGGACGAUCUCAGUUCACAGCAUCCUCUUGCAUCUGGGUUCAAGCGAUUCCCCUGCCUGCCUCAGCCUCCUGAGUAGCUGGGGUUUCACCAUGUUGGCCAGGAUGGUCUCAAUCUGCUGACCUUGUGAUCUGCCCACCUCGGCCUCCCAAAGUGCUGGGAUUACAGGCAUGAGCCACCGUGCCCGGCUGAUCAGCCCCCUUUUCUAGGUGCAAAACAGGUUCAGAGAGGUGCCGGGCCUCACCAGAGGCUCCCCAGGGAAGAAGCAGUGGAGCUCAACCCAGGCUCUGGGACUUCUGCCUCCCAAUCUGAAGCUCUUCACAUGACUAUCCCUCCUGGGAGGGCCAGAGUCACAAUGGGAGGACCUUUGUCAGCUGAAGGGUUUCCGGGGUUCAACUGAGUCCUCUGUUCCCAUUUACCCUGUCCUCGCCACUCCUCCCUCCUAGACAGGCUGAUUGCCUAGGUUAAGAAGCACUAGCCUGGGUGCAGUGGCUCACAUCUGUAAUCCCAGAAUUUUGGGAGGCUGAGGUGUAUGGAUCACCUGAGGGCAGGAGUUCGAGACCAGCCUGGCCAAUAUGAUGAAACCCCGUCUCUACUAAAAAUACAAAAAUUAGGCCUGGCAUGCUGGCUCAUACCUGUAAUGCCAGCACUUUACGAGGCCAAGGCGGGCAGAUCACAAAGUCAAGAGAUGAAGACCAUCCUAGCUAACAACAUGGUGAAACUCUGUUUGUACUAAAAAUACAAAAAUUAGCUGGGCAAGGUGGCACAUGCCUAUAGUCCCAGCUACUCAGGAGGCUGAAGCAGGAGAAUGGCUUGAACCUGGGAGGCGGAAGUUGCAGUGAGCCAAGAUCAUGCCACUGCACUCCAGCCUGGUGACAGAGGGAGACUCCAUCUCAAAAGAAAAAUUAGCUGGGUGUGGUGGCAUGCGCCAGUAAUCCCAGCUACAUGAGAGGCUGAGGCAAGAGAAUGGCUUGAACCCGGGAGGUGGAGGUUAUGAUGAGCUGAGAUCACACCACUGUACUCCAGCCUGAAUGGCAGAGCGAGACUCUGUCUCAAAGUCUCAGAAAAACAAAAACAAACAAAAAAACAAACACUGGCAUCACAGUGUGAUUAGUUGUUUAUUUUAUUAAAUGAUUAACGAGGCUACAUUGUUUCCCAAACCAGUGUCUAAUUUGUGAGGGAAACAGCUGUGGAGAAGGAAGCUGGGUGACUCCUGCAUCUGUGGUAGGGGAGGGAGUAAGGUCCCCUCCCUCCAGCCUACAGAGGCCUUUGGGGAUCAGGAACAGUCCCAUUUCCUCCUCCCACCCACUGAGCUCCUCAGCCCAGAGCCCUCCUCCCCAGAAAUAAAACAUCUGGCAACUGAGACCUGCAGAACGGGACCAAAAAUCCAUUCCUGGUGGCAUUGAAUAUGUAUUAAACUUUGGGGGUUCCUCCAGCUGAUUGAUAUUUCUAAUUGUGUUGCUUUAGGGGGAUACUGAAAUGCAUUUGCAUUCCCUGAGCUCACAUGGCAGGAGAUGGAGGUUGGAGGAAAGGGUACACAAACUCUCCACUCUACGCUUUGGUGGUUGCGGGCUUGAACCUGCUAUGCACUGAGAAGCCCAAAGUGGAAAAGAGAAGCCACUCAGCUAAAAACUGCAAGUCGGUUUUUAUGGCAGGUCCUGGUACGGAAAGGGUCAGUCCUCAGAGACAGAUGGAGAUCCACCUCACUGGACCUGGAGCCCUGCCUGCUCCUGUACCUUUAGCCCAGGACUUGGGGUCCUUGAGUCAGUCCCUAACCAGGUCUCAGUUUGAAGGAGUGGUUAUCCAAGAGCACUUAAUUUCAAAUGUCACUGAAGUUUCCUAGACUCAGACUGGCUGAAAUGGACCAGUCCCAUAAGAGAGGUUGGGAUAGGGGUAUCUGAUGAGCCAGGGAGUGGUGGGUAGGGAUUUCCUUUUCUCUCAAGACUAGAACCUGGCAUAAGGGAAAGGAGAAGGUAUUUUUUUAUUUUUUACUUUUUAAUAUUUUUUUUUAAGAGACUGGGUCUCACUCUGACACUCAGGCUGGAAGACAAUGGCAUGAUCAUAGCUCACUGCAGCC
Molecule: messenger RNA, 17613 nt
Organism: Callithrix jacchus (white-tufted-ear marmoset)
Lineage: Eukaryota; Metazoa; Chordata; Mammalia; Primates; Cebidae
Gene: BRCA1
Product: BRCA1 DNA repair associated
Biological process (GO): double-strand break repair via homologous recombination; positive regulation of transcription by RNA polymerase II; chordate embryonic development
Cellular component (GO): nucleus; BRCA1-BARD1 complex; BRCA1-A complex
Molecular function (GO): DNA binding; zinc ion binding; ubiquitin-protein transferase activity
Source: RefSeq, a predicted model, not a curated record